AUGCCACCGGAUGCAAGGCCCGGCAAGCUCGACCUCGAGCUCGCUACCGUCACCCCUCCUCCAUCAUCAACCGUGAUAUCCCUGCCCGACUUGCCCGAGGACGUCUUCCUCUUGGUCGUCACCAAUCUCUCUGCCUGGGAUGUCUUGUCGUGCCAGCGCGUCUCGAAAUCAUGGCGCGCCGCAUUCUCCAGCGACGAUCAUGUCAGGUUCGUGCUGCAGUCCUACCCGCGCGCCAGGGAAGUCCGCGCUCUCCCUCCCGGCACCCUCCAUUUGCACUCUUCUUGCCAACAGCAACAGACCUCGCUGGACUGGAAAGCUCUUCUUGCCGCCGUGGCCUCGCGCUACCACAGUCUCGCCCGUGGCACGGCCAGACUCGUCAACAGAUAUCCCAUGGCUCCGGUUGAACAAUUAGGCGACUGGUUUCCUGUCGGCCAAUGGGACUAUCAUGAAAGCCAGCCAGGAGGUCGUCUAUACUACGAGACCGCCGCCAGCCAUCUGAGUCGCAUUGGCACCAAGCCGUACCUAUUUCGGCCGACCUUGUGGUCCUAUGACGACGGCCUUCUGGUAUAUGCCCCCGCCGAGUGCAACGACGAUGGUUAUUUCCCGCAGAUCCUGGCUCUGCUGGACGUCGAGACGGGUCACAAGUAUGCCAUUCCAUUCGACAUUCGAGCCAAGAUCGUCCGCAAUCUGCGCCUCAAAGACCGGACCUUGAUCGUGGAAUGGGCCGAGAAGGACCCUUUCCACAACCUCAAUGCCAUGGAACAGGUCAACCGGCAUUUCGCAAACUGCUUCGACGUUAUCCAACAACAGGACAAGUCCUGGAAGGUGACGUGGCGCUCAGAAUGGAAAAUGCAUUUCCUCGGCUUGCCGCCCAACUACCACGACCGCUUCUUCUCGACGCACAAUGCCAUCCAUUACGCCGUGUAUUUCUGGCAGCCCAAUCGGAGCAUGUACACGGGCGACGAAGAGCUUCCCAUCGAGUCGCUAUCGGUCUGGGACAUUUCGGCGCCCUCGUCGUAUCGACCUUCGACAGACCCGUCGGGAAAAUUCCGCCCCCCCGAGAAAGCUGGUCCGUAUAUUGUCUCGAGGUUCUCCUUCACACAGAUGGAUCUCUUUGGCAUACGCCAGCGCGCCAGUGUCGCGUUGAUGUCUCUCCACCUGGACUCGGAAACCUUAUCGUUGACGGUCCGCGAAAACGUGGGCGUGGCCGGCCAGGGUUAUUUUGACCCGGCGGAGCGCCUGUGGUGUGCAAAGACGACGACGUUUCCUUUCCUCGGCCAAGGACCACGCUUGUUCCGCGAAUGGGACGGCAAUCUCCCUCCUUACCGCGGGCAUUGCAGCAUGGAGACGGCCGACGUGGAAGAGAGCGAGCGCUGGUUCCUGCCGGUCAUGGACGUCGUAGACGCCGAGGCAGGCGUCCGAUUGAGCCUGGUCGAGACGUGCUUCUCGGGCCAGAGCGUGGAAAACAGACUGGUCGUGCGGCUCAAGGUCGAAGCCGCCAACGACAAAGAUUCUGUCCUGCACGGCGACGAAGAAGCUUCUGCCGCUACGGGCCCCGUCUGGGCCACCCUCGACGACGACUUGACUAAGGAAGUCUCCUUCAUGGGCCGCAUCGCGGGCGACGAGCGAUGGCUGAUAGGCCAGAACGAACGCAUGGAGCUUGUGGUCUUGAAAUUCUAG
Cladophialophora bantiana CBS 173.52 is the source of this 1680-nucleotide messenger RNA. RefSeq lists its product as uncharacterized. The transcript has a single exon. Gene Ontology annotation, molecular function: protein binding. NCBI's taxonomy places the organism in Eukaryota, Fungi, Ascomycota, Eurotiomycetes, Chaetothyriales, Herpotrichiellaceae. The coding region runs from base 1 to 1680 and encodes 559 amino acids. The record is from RefSeq and is a predicted model, not a curated record.